AUGCUGGACAGGUCGUGGGACGAGCUGGCGAUAUUCAGAUGGAAUCAACGUGGUUUGAGUCCACGAGUGUUCUGUGAUGAGAGGACUUGGUGGGGGUUGGAGGAUUGUCUGAAGCAGAUGGCUGCAUUCGAUCGAGACGUGCUCAAGUUCGCUGUUGAGAGGAUCAUGAUGAAGAGGGUUCAGCGGAUGAUGGAAGCGAAGGCGAGGAUGAAGAUAAGGCACAGUCAAGGUAGGGGCUCAUUCCUUUGCUACGCCCGAGCAUAA
Molecule: messenger RNA, 264 nt
Organism: Letharia columbiana
Lineage: Eukaryota; Fungi; Ascomycota; Lecanoromycetes; Lecanorales; Parmeliaceae
Exons: 1
Coding region: 1-264 (87 amino acids)
Source: RefSeq, a predicted model, not a curated record